GGACAAGGAUGGAACUUUAUUAACAAACUGCUCAGAAAUACAGCUGAUUGAACCCCUUGCUCACUGACUAACCUGGAGCACUGUGUCAAGCAUGGAAAACUCUGAGGAACCCCUGACCUUGGAGGAUGUUGCUGUGAACUUCACCCUGGAAGAAUGGGGCUGUUUGGACCCUUCCCAAAAGAAGCUCUACAGAGAAGUGAUGCUAGAAACCUAUAGCAACCUGUCCUACAUAGAAGAUAAUGAAAAUAUUGAUGCGGACUUCAGCCAUCCCAGAAGAAAUAUGAGACCCGAAGUGUUAGAGAGACUGCAUGAGCAUAAACAACAUAUUCAAUGUGGAGAAUCCUUUCAUCAGACUUCAGAGAAUAUAGUAAACAAGGAAACUCUGCUUAGAAUAGCACCAUGGCAAAGCAAUAUAUGUAAUGCUUACGGGAAAACCUUCAAUGAUUGCAAGUCUCUUCUAAUCCAUGAAAGGAUACACAAUGUAGUGAAAUCUCAUCGAUGGAAACAAUGUGGAAAAGCCUGCACUGAAUCUGAUACCUUUCACAUUCAUGAAACAUCUCAAAUUAGUGAGAAACCCUAUGGAUGUAAACAAUUGGGGAAAGCCUACACUCAUUCCAGUAACCUUCAUAUUUAUGAGAAAACUCACACUGGAGUAAAACCCUAUGGAUGCAAGCAAUGUGGGAAAGUUUUUACACAAGCCAGUUCCCUUCAAAAGCAUGCAAGAACUCACACUGGAGAGAAACCCUAUGGAUGUAAGCAAUGUGGGAAAUUGUUUACUAAUGUGUAUUACCUUCGCUAUCAUGAAAGAACUCACACUGGGAUAAAACCCUUUGGAUGCAAGCAAUGUGGGAAAGCUUUUACUCAAGCCAGUUAUCUUCGAAUUCAUGAAAGAAUUCACACUGGAGAGAAACCCUACGGGUGUAAGAAAUGUGGGAAAGUUUUCACUCAAGCCAGUAACCUUCGAAAUCAUGAAAAAACUCACAGUGGAGAGAAAGCCUAUGCUUGUAAGCAGUGUGGGAAAGCCUUUAUUCAAGCCAGUAAUCUUCAGAGACAUAGUAGAACUCACACUGGAGAGAAACCCUAUGUAUGUAUGCAAUGUGGGAAAGCCUACCAUUAUUCCAGUAACCUUCGUAUUCAUGAAAAUAGUCAUACUCGUGAGAAAACCUACAAAUGUAAGAAAUGUGGAAAAAUCUUCACUCGAGCCAGUAACCUUGCUAUUCAUGAAAAAACUCACACUGGAGAGAAACCCUAUGGAUGUAAGCAAUGUGGGAAAGCCUGUAGUGAUUCCAGUAAACUUCGUAUUCAUGAAAGAACUCACACUGGAGAGAAACCCUAUGGAUGCAGGCAGUGUGGGAAAGCAUUUAAUCAAGAGAGUCACCUCCACAGACAUACUAGAACUCACAGUGGAGAGAAACCAUAUGGAUGUAAGCAGUGUGGGAAAGCCUACACUGAUUCCAGUAACCUUCGCAUUCAUGAAAGAACUCACACUGGAGAGAAACCCUAUGGAUGUAAGCAGUGUGGGAAAACAUUUAAUCGAGGGAGUUACCUUCAGAGACAUAGUAGAACUCACACUGGAGAGAAACCCUAUGGAUGUAAGCAAUGUGGGAAAGCCUACACUGAUUUCAGUUACCUUCGUGUUCAUGAAAGAAUUCACACUGGAGAGAAACCAUAUGGAUGUCAGCAAUGUGGGAAAGUUUUCAUUGGAGCCAGUUACCUUCGAAUUCAUGAAAGAAUUCACAGUGGAGAGAAACCCUAUGGAUGUAAGGAAUGUGGGAAAGCCUUCAAUCAACGUACUCACCUACACGUGCAUAGAAGAACUCACACAGAAGUGAAAACUUACAGGCGUAUGCCAUGAAAGAAAGCACUGACUCAUUCCAGUCACCUUUGAAGACCUGAAAGGACUCACAGUGAAGACAAGCAUUUUAGUUGUAACCAAUGGGGGGAAAGUGUUCACAUGCUCCACUACCCUUAAAAGACAUAAAGGUACUUAGACUAGAGAGACAAGCUAUGGAAAUGAGCAAUUUACAGUGACAUUAAAACAACGUGAACUCACUCUGCAGAGAAACUAUGAAUGUAAGGAAUUAGAGACAACCUACACUCUAUCCAAUAUCCUUCAUACUCAUCAAAGAAUGCAAACAGGACAAACCCAGUGGACAUAAGCAGUGUGGAAAGCCUUCCUUAGUUCGAGUACUGUUCAUGCACCUGAAAGAACUCAUGGUGUAAAUAAACACUAGUGUCAUACCAAAUAUGAUAAAACAUUCACAAAUCCAUGUCUUGAAAAUCAUGAAUGAACUCAGAAACACUAUCAAUGUAAGUAAUGGAAGAAUGCUUUCACCUUUUCCAGUAAUCUUCUUUGCUAUGACACAAUUCACAUUGUAACUCACUGCUAUACAUGUGUGUAAUAUGGCUAAGACUUCACACAUUCCAUUGCUCCUCCAAAACAUACAACAUUAAUAAUGGAGAAUAACUGGAUUAGGAAUGCAAUGUGGAGAGUCUUCACUCAUUACCAUGACCUCAAACAUGAAAAUCUGCACCCUGGAGAGAAAAUCUGUAGGUGUAAUCAUAAUGAACCUGUCUGUAUUCAUUGUAUUCACCAUCAAAAAGGUGAAGCAACAUAUAUGGGAAUAUAUUCUGUCAUUCCCAUUACCAAAAAAUACAUGUAAGAUAUCACAGGGGAGUGAAACUCUAUGUAUUGAAGUAAUGAAGGAAAGCCUUCACCUAUCCUGCUUCCUUUUAGCAAUAUAAGGACUCCAUUCUCGCACUCACGACACUGCCAGUUUAUGUAACUUUUGUUAGUAACAGCAUGCCUUAUGAAUUCUUAGAGAUCUGUGGAAUAAGUAUGUCUACAAUUUUUCUCUAGAAGUCUUUAUGCUUCUUAUUCUGGUGCCAGCCAAUAAAGACAGCCACAUGGAAUCCUGCAUUAAUAGACUUGCUUAAGUGCUGGAAGGAGUGGCUUAAGAAUUUGUUUUAUGUUGGACUGGAGUUCGGAUCAGCACCACAUCCUUGCUGCCCAGGUUUUCUAAAAAUUAAGCCACAUUGCCAGCUCUCUUUGUAUCUUUUUGAUUGUGACUUUCAACAUGCUUUACAUUUUAUAGUGAGACAGGUACUUAUUUAACUGGAUAGGUAUAAUAGGUGACUAUCAAAUUAUGGUGUUCCAACUUCUAUUUUCCAAAUGCUGGGAUGAAAAACAUGUGAAAUGAUACAUGUGAAUGUGUUUAGAUUUUAUCUACCUUCUUUCCCAUUGCAAUUUGCAUAUUGUUCAAGAUAUAGACAAGGGUAGAAAGCAUGUUUUCUAGUAGAAUCAGGAUUUAUCCUUGUCUCAUAUUUUAAAGUGUUUAUUGAUUUGGCCACCAUUUAUGAUGCCUGUUCUGUCAAGAAUCAGUUUUCUCUUUACAUUGAAAUCUAGUGAGGGCUCAUUUGAUUUCCACUGAGAUCUAUUUGUAAAUCUCUUUAUUAUAAUAUAGCACAUGUAA
Messenger RNA from Castor canadensis (American beaver), 3473 nucleotides. The record is from RefSeq and is a predicted model, not a curated record. Lineage: Eukaryota; Metazoa; Chordata; Mammalia; Rodentia; Castoridae.